Molecule: messenger RNA, 2592 nt
Organism: Glycine soja
Lineage: Eukaryota; Viridiplantae; Streptophyta; Magnoliopsida; Fabales; Fabaceae
Exons: 9
Coding region: 464-2167 (567 amino acids)
Source: RefSeq, a predicted model, not a curated record
AUUCUUAUUUUUAUUUCCAAUAACGUAAUUUACUCUCAUAUAAAUAAACAUUCUAUGAAAAUUUCCUGAGUCUGACUCUGAGAUCAUCAUCAUCAUCCUCACUUCCGGAUCAGCGGAAAAAUAAACAAUAAUUUUUUGUUUUCACCACUUGAAAUUUGCGAUCUUGGAUUUCAGAAGAAAAAAAAUCCUACAGGGGCCAAUCAGAAACCCUAGAUUCAUAAAAGGGAGAUUUUGUUUUCAGUGUAAUAUAACCGUAUUUCAGUUGAUUUUUCAGGAAGCGCGAGUUUCAGUUGAUUUUUUAUUCUGUUAUUUUGGGGAUCUCGAAUACCGAGAAAGAAAUCAAAUUUUGUUUUGUUGUUUAUCAUUGUUUGUUUUUCCCAUUGUUGGAGUUGGGGGUGUGAGAGUGUGGGAUUGGUGAGGGUGCAAUUGGGAAUUGGUGUGAGGAAUGAGAGGAGGGGCAUAAAUGUCUGCUCCAUUGGGUAUUGGAAUUCGUUCUGGAAGUUAUGGGUCUUUGGAUAAACAGGUACAUCAGAACGGGACUGCACGGAAGGCUUCAAAGAUGCUCAAGGAGAAGGAGAAGGAGAGGCUGUUCCUUUGGAUCUGCAAGUUCGCCGGCCGCAAGAAGGUCGGAAUGCUCUUCCUCUGCCUCAUCUCCGCCGCGGUUUUCAUCUGGGUUUUGUAUGUUGGAAAAGCUGAAGAUUCUCAGGACGGAAACACUGUGUCAAGCAUUAAUGUUAAUGAAAGUGUAUCUGCAAGUGAUUCUACAUCUGAGAACUCAACGACAAAUGCAAUGGGCUUAACUAAGAGAUCGGUAUUACCCCCUCCACCCGCGGGUUAUUUUUUGGGCUACCGUCUUCCUCCAGGGCAUCCGUGUAAUAGCUUCACACUCCCUCCCCCACCUGCUGAUAAAAAGCGUACUGGGCCACGUCCAUGCCCGGUGUGUUACCUUCCUGUGGAAGAAGCCAUUGGACUGAUGCCAGCCUUGCCCUCACCUUCACCAGUCCUUGGGAAUUUAACAUAUGUCUAUGAAGAAAAUUUAAGUAGAGAUGGAGAAUUUGGUGGUUCAGACUUUGGAGGGUAUCCUACUUUGAAGCAGAGAAAUGAUUCUUUUGAUAUACGAGAGUCGAUGAGUGUGCACUGUGGAUUUGUUAGAGGAAUUAAACCUGGUCGCAACACAGGAUUUGACAUUGAUGAAGCUGACCAUUUUGAAAUGGAGCAGUGUAAUGGAGUGGUUGUUGCAUCAGCCAUAUUUGGAAACUUUGACGAGAUAAAUGAGCCAAACAAUAUAAGUGAUUAUUCGAGGAAGACUGUAUGCUUCCUUAUGUUUGUUGAUGAAGAAACAGAAAAAUAUCUGAUUAGUUCUGGCAAAUUGGGAAUCAGCAAGAAAAUUGGUUUAUGGAGAAUUAUUGUUGCUCGUAAUCUUCCUUACCCAGAUGCAAGACGGACAGGAAAGAUUCCAAAGCUUCUGUUGCAUAGAUUGGUUCCGAAUGCUCGCUAUUCUAUAUGGCUUGAUGGGAAGCUUGAGCUUGUUGUGGAUCCAUAUCAAAUUCUUGAAAGGUUUUUGUGGAGAAAGAAUGCUACUUUUGCAAUAUCAAAACAUUAUAGACGCUUUGAUGUAUUCAUUGAGGCUGAGGCAAAUAAAGCUGCUGGAAAGUAUGAAAAUGCCUCUAUUGACUUUCAGAUAGAGUUUUACAAGAAUGAGGGAUUGACACCAUACACAGAGGCUAAGCUUCCUCUUAUAAGUGAUGUUCCUGAAGGAUGUGUGAUAGUACGAGAGCAUGUUCCUAUUAGCAACCUCUUUACUUGUCUUUGGUUCAAUGAAGUUGACCGAUUUACUUCAAGGGACCAGAUUAGUUUCUCAACCGUCAGGGACAAAAUUUUGUCGAGGGUAGAUUUUCAUUUUAACAUGUUCUUGGAUUGUGAGAGACGCAACUUUGUUGUUCAGAAAUACCACAGGGAUCUAUUGCUGCGCCUGGCUCCACCAGCUUCACCUCCUCCACCAUCUCCUCCUCCUCCUCCUCCAUUGCCUGUGCUUGAAACAUCACCUGAAAAGGGUGCAAACUCUCCCAUUAGAAGAGGCCCUGGAAGGCGUGGAAGAGAUCGAAGAGCUGGUUCACGGCACCACCGCAAAGUUGUUGCUGGAAGCAGAGAGAUGGAACCAAGUUAACAGUUUUGUUUGGGCGAGAUUAUAUUAUUAGUAGUUUUGUUUAAAAUUCCACCUACGGAAAUCAUUCGUUGCAGAGCUGGAGGGAAAAUGUGCAAGAUGAGUGUUGUAUUGUUUCCACAUAUAGACGCUCUCAUUCUUUUGACUAUCCGCAAUUGUCCAUUUUUGUUAAAUUUUUUGCUGUAUAUAUGGUAAUAUUUUCAAUAAUUAUACGUAGCAACUCAUUUUGCCAUUCCGCAAUAUUACAGAAAAAAGUGUACUUCCUCUGUUAUACUAUACUCCAAAGAUAUAUUCAAGACGGGUUAGUCUCCAUUAGGAGAGUGAAAAAUACAAGUUGUAUGUAGGACCCACCUGAAUUAUUUUUGGUGUAUAAUGGUCGAGUUUGAACUUAAGAUCUUGUGGGUAUUAUCUCAAACCUCUAUCACUAA